Molecule: messenger RNA, 2213 nt
Organism: Rosa rugosa (rugosa rose)
Lineage: Eukaryota; Viridiplantae; Streptophyta; Magnoliopsida; Rosales; Rosaceae
Product: transcription factor TCP20
Exons: 2
Coding region: 606-1631 (341 amino acids)
Cellular component (GO): nucleus
Molecular function (GO): sequence-specific DNA binding; DNA-binding transcription factor activity
Source: RefSeq, a predicted model, not a curated record
GAAAGGUUGAAGAAAAUUGGAGAUUGGAGAUUGGAGAUUGAAGAAGAGAAAGGGGGAAGCCAAUCCAAACCUGGACCAUCCUUGAGGACCAUGACUGACUCCAUGGAUUGUGGCAAUGUGGGGAAGGCAGAAGGGUAGUGGAUUUAUCUGGCCAAGUCAAAAUAGGGAAUUUUUUUUUUUUUACUCUAAAUUCUAUGUGUCUGAUGAGAUGGGGUGGUAAAAUUUGAAAUUGGGUAAAAUUAGCAGUUAAAGUUGCUUUCUUGUUUGUUUUUUUUUCCUUAUCUGGCUGUGCUAGUCAAACGUUGCUACAGUGUAUGGACAGACACAUACAGAGAAAGAGAGAGAAGAUAGAAAUUAGAAAGACAAAAGACUCAGAGGAAGGAAGGAAGGAAGGAAGGAGUGAGUAAAAGAACAAGUCUACUCCAAUUCUGAGAGAGUUAAAUUUUGUGACUUUUGUCUCUCUAUUGUUGUUGUUUGUCCAAAACAGUGAAAACUCAUGAAAGUCUAGGACUUUUCAGGUCACCUUCUUCAAUCAAAGACAAAGACAAAGAACACCCCUUUCCCUUUUUAAUUUUUUUCUUCCCCUAAUUUCUUUUCCCCUGUUGAUGGAUCCCAAGGCCUCAAAGCAGCCUCAGGAGAUACCCAGCUUCUUGAGCCUCCCACAACCUGAGCAACAACAUCAUCAUCAGCAACAGCCCAACACCAACACCAACACCAACACCAACACCAUGAGUGAGAACAACAACAACCACCAUAACAACAACAACGUUGUCAAACCGGCGGAGAUCAAAGACUUCCAGAUUGCGAUUGCGGACAAAGACGAAACCAAGAAGCAGUUGGCGCCCAAACGUAGCUCAAACAAAGACAGACACACAAAGGUGGAAGGCAGAGGAAGAAGGAUAAGGAUGCCGGCUCUUUGCGCCGCGAGAAUCUUCCAAUUGACUCGAGAAUUGGGCCACAAAUCGGACGGAGAAACAAUCCAAUGGCUGCUGCACCAGGCGGAGCCGUCGAUACUUGCCGCCACCGGCACGGGGACGAUCCCGGCGUCGGCUCUGGCGGCGGCAGGCGGGUCGGUGUCGCAGCAGGGGACUUCUCUAUCAGCUGGUCUGCACCAAAAGAUAGAUGACUUAGGAGGGGGAGGGUCCAGCGGAGGUAGGACCAGUUGGGCUAUGGUGGGAGGGAAUUUAGGGAGGCCCCAUGUGGCUGCAGCAACUGGGCUAUGGCCCCCUGCCGGGUUUGGUUUUUCUUCACAGUCAUCUUCAUCUGGUCCAUCUACUACAAAUCUGGGAGGGACUGAGAGCAGCUCAAAUUACUUGCAAAAGAUUGGGUUUCCUGGGGGGUUUGACUUGCCAGUCACCAACAUGGGUCCUAUGAGCUUCACUUCAAUUCUGGGUGGGGGAAGUCAACAGCUGCCUGGUUUGGAACUUGGGUUGUCACAAGAUGGGCAUCUUGGGGUUUUGAACUCUCAGGCUGCUUUGAACCAGAUAUACCAGCAGAUGGGUCAUGCUAGAGUGCAUCACCAGCAGCAACACCACCCGCAGCAGCACCAGCACCAGCACCAGCACCAACACCAACACCAACACCAGCAAGCUCCGUCUUCUAAGGAUGAUUCUCAAGGCUCAGGACAGUAGCUAGGAACCAACAAAAGAGAAAUUGGUGGUCAAGGUUUAGAUCUUGUGAAAUCGAGCAGUAGUAGCAUUUUGUUGGGGACUGAGUUUGUUUUCGGUAAUGGUAUUUGUAUUGUAUACUUUGAGAGAAUUGAAUAGGGGCACCGGAAAUGCUUGUUUCUUUUGCUCCUUAUUUUGUUCUCCAUUGCAUGACUCAAGUCUCCAUAUAAAGGUGGGAAUUGUGCACAGUCAAAUUGAUGAAUUGGGUUUUGGGCUUAACUGCUGCUUUAAUUCAGAGGUGUGUUGAUUAUAGUGUAAGCCAUCUUUAAUUAUUCUGUUCUUCACUAGGUGUGAAUGAAGUGGUGCUCCCAGUUUGUUUGUGAAAAUUUAAACCAUAGAGUUUUACAGUCAUACUUGUCCAAUUUUUUUCUCCUAGAUCCACUGAGGGUUGUUCUUAAUCAUCUAAGAUCUUCAUUAUGUUUUGCACAAACGGGCAAAUUACUACUAUCCCAAUCAGCUAUCUAUUACUUGUACUCUACUUAACUUGCUCAUGUUACUUUCAAAGAAUGCUUCUUUAGACUAAUCUCAUUUUGUCUUUAUAAUCAA